AUGGAAUUGUCUGCUAAUAAAUCUCUAAACAAAGAGAAUAAGAACCCUGUAUUAAUGCUCACUCAAUACGAGAUGAUGUAAAAAGAAGGUGGCUUUCCUAAAACCACUUCAUCAAUACAUUCUUAACAUAGAUUCUACUAUAGAAAAUAAAAGCAACCUAUUGUUUAACCAAUUCAAAAUCUUAUAUUCGGUCAUUCUAACAGUACCUAAUCAAUCCAUAAAGAUAUAGAGAAGAUAGCAAAAUAAUUAUAAUCUUAGCAUAUUUAAACAAUGACUCAAUUCAAUUUCACCUAGCCUCUAAAAGAAAGAUACCCUACCUAAUAUUCUCAUUCCUCUAAUGCUUAAGUUAUUGAGGUCUUGGAAAUGUUAGAGAAAGAAAAUUUAAUGAAAAUUCACUAGAUUAAACCAAGUACUCCUAGAAGACUAUAUACUCCAUAAGUUAAUACAAAAUUACCUACUUUACAUAAUGAGAAUAAGAGUAAUGACUAAGAGAACAAUGAUAAGACUACUCAUAUAUUGAAAAACAAACUUUUAUUUAGAAGAACAAUAAAUCCUUCUGUAGAUAAAAUUAAGAAAUUAAAUUAACCUGCAGUUGAAGUAAGACAUAAAAGAAUAGCUUCUUAGAUUUUGAAUGACCCUGACAAUAUAAAUUUACAUAAACCUUUGAAUGAGAGGAUUAAUAAGGUAUUACAGAAUUCAAAUAAAAUUAUAUCUAUUUGCAAUAAAAUACCAGAGAUUAAAGAAUAAAUAGUUGAAGAGCAACUAUUAGAUUUAAUAAAUUCUGAUCAUUUUAAAAUUGAAUUCCAACAUUUAAUUAAUAAUUCAUAAGGUUGUAAUUAACCAAUGGAAUAAAUUUUAUAAAACUUUAUGAUAGAUUAAAUAAGAAAGAUGAGAGAGUUAAAAGAAGCAGAAAAUAAUUUAGAAUGUAAUCAUUUUUAUAUAUUUUUAUAGAAAAAAGAUAAAAUUUUUCAAGAUUGCUAACUAAUUAUAUACAGGAACUUAAAUAGAAAUUAUGA
Paramecium pentaurelia is the source of this 1016-nucleotide messenger RNA. Lineage: Eukaryota; Ciliophora; Oligohymenophorea; Peniculida; Parameciidae. The record is from the annotation of a GenBank genome assembly.